This is a messenger RNA of Ectocarpus siliculosus, 2145 nucleotides long. NCBI's taxonomy places the organism in Eukaryota, Phaeophyceae, Ectocarpales, Ectocarpaceae. The record is from the annotation of a GenBank genome assembly.
AUGUGCAAGGCCGGCCAAGGCAAGGCCGACGGCGGGAUACUCUCGCGGAUGCGCCAGCUCCAAGGAGACAUGCCUGCUGAUGAAGGCGAAGGCGCAAGCGGUGUCGCCGGCGCGAAAGAAGACGAGGGGGAUGGGGCCGCGGCCCUCCCGCCACCCCUCCUGCCGCCGGUCCUCCGGCUGCUCUCGGCCGACGUUCUGACGGAGGCGUGCACGCUCCUCGACCCCCGCUCCCUCGCGACGGCGGCGGCGGCGUGCCGGUCGUUCCGCGACGUGUGCCAGGGGGCGUACCCGUGGAGGGGGCUGUGUUGUCGGGAGUGGGAGCUGUCGGACGCCACGGAGGAGGAGGAGGGAGAGGGAGAGGCGUCGGCGCCAGCAGUGCAAGUGCCCCGCAGCCGGCUGCACUUUCGCGACUCCAUCCUGGGGUGCGACUUCCGCAAGCUGUUCCCCCUGAUCGAGCAGAUGCCCACGGGCUUCGACUGCUCCUUGCUCCGUGGUGGCUCUCCCGCCAGCGGUGCAAACAACGCCGACGGUGCUGAUGCCCAAGAACCCGAUGACGACAACCACCAGCAAGAGGCGAACAACCAUGAGGGCGCAGCAGCAGCAGCAGCAGCCGAAGGGGACGGUGACGGUGAUGCCGCGAUCAACCAAGGGGCGGGGGCGCCGGCAGCAGCAGCAGGUGGCGGCGCGGCGGCGCGGGCUCCCGAGGAAGCAGAAGAGAAGGCCGGCGACUUCGUGAUCAGGGGGGUCAGGCGGCGGCCGGCGAAGAGGCCGCUCUCUCCGGGCGUAGCAGCAGCAGCAGCAGCAGCAGCGCCGGCGUGGGCCUCGACGGCAAGGGAGGAGGGGCAGCGGCCGCGCUCCUCCUCCUCCUCCUCGUCUUCCGGCGACGUGGCCCUGCAGGUGGAGUUCCGCGGGGGGCUUGGCGUCGGGAACCGCUGCGUGCGGGCCGACCUACCGCUGCCGAGCACGGUCUUACGGGAGCGAACGGGGGCCGGGGCGAGGUCUAGCCUGGCGAGACACUUGGAGACGUCCCCGCUGGCCCUGUUCCGCUGGCUGCUUGCCAAGAUGGCGGCGACGGCGAGCGGCGGCGCUGGUGCCGGCGGCGGCUCGGGCGCCGGGCGUGCGUCUCCUGCGUCUCCCGCUUCGGCUGUACACCCAGGUCUUGUCGGGGACCACCAAUUUCAACACAACGCACAGCAGCAGCAGGCGGGAGGGGUCGCAUUCGCGGCGCCCGGGGCGAUGCUGCAAGCCGGAUUGGGGCAGGACGGUGCCGCGGCGACCGGAGAGCGCCGCAGGCGUGCUUCCUCGCUGCCCAGCGGGGGGCCGGACGGUGCCGGCGCUUCUGGCGGGGGUCAGCACGGGGAGAAGCCGAAGCUGCCGCGGGUGCUGUGCUUCCCGGUUGCGUUGGGGAGGGGCGUCGUGGACGUUACCCCUAGGCUCGUCAGCUACUUCGAGGUGACGAUCAUUGCCCCGCGGCUGGACGCUCCCCACCCCAUUCCCGACUGUAUCGCUGUCGGGGUCAGCGAGAGCCGUUUCCCGCUCAAGGGCAAGAUGCCCGGCUGGGACUCCCGGUCGUACGGGUACCACAGCGACGACGGCGGGGCGUUCCACGACGCCGGAAGCAUGCUCUUCAAGUGUGGCCCCUCCUUCGGCGCCGGCGACGUGGUUGGGUGCGGUCUCGACUACAGCGUCGGGGGCGACGCCGCCGACAUCUUCUUCACGCUCAACGGAGAGCUGCUGAACGGAGGUUCCGCCGCGUUCCGAGGGGUGAGGGGAACCUUCUACCCCACGGUGGGGGUUGACUCGGCGUGCCCGGUGCGGAUCAACCUCGGGGAGGAGCCUUUCAGGUUGGACCUCGCGGCCGCGCUGCGGGAGGGGGGGCAGGAGGCGACGGCUCGGGAGUCGGUGGCCCAGCACGAGCCCAAGCGCAGCCGCACCGCAGCAGCCGCUGUUUCUGCGCCGGCGGCGGGCGAGGGAGCGCCGUCUAUGCCCGCCGGUGCGAAGGCAGCGGCCGGGACCUCGUCUUCAUCGUCGUCGUUCCCGGGGCGAUCGCGGCAGCGGUCGUUGCCGCUGCCGGACGUUCUGCCGCCGCCCGCGGAGGGGAGCUCCAUCAGUGGAGUUAACCCGCACGUGGCGCUGAGCUACUGA